Amphibalanus amphitrite is the source of this 4876-nucleotide messenger RNA. Its product is annotated as alpha-2-macroglobulin-like. Gene Ontology annotation, cellular component: extracellular region. The transcript is spliced from 25 exons. Gene Ontology annotation, molecular function: endopeptidase inhibitor activity. Lineage: Eukaryota; Metazoa; Arthropoda; Thecostraca; Balanomorpha; Balanidae. The coding region runs from base 38 to 4720 and encodes 1560 amino acids. The record is from RefSeq and is a predicted model, not a curated record.
GAGGCUCGCGGCCGACUGGGUGGCAGAACUGGCAGCCAUGAUCGCGGUGGUAGCCUGGCUAGCGUUGCUAGCACUGGCGCCAGCCACGUCAGCAACCUCCUUCGCCGACAAAGGUUUUCUUCUCACGUGUCCGAAGUCGCUGAUCGCCGGGACGAAGGAGAAAUGCUGCGUAUCGUUUUACCAGCUCGCACGCCAAACAGUGCGGCUAAAUGUGCACCUACUGCCCAAGAAAAAUAGUACAACGGCUGACAGCGUAGCAAAAUACUACAAAGAAACAUAUAUCAGAGGUGCCUCGGACUUUCGCUGUUUCUCCCUUUCCAUUCCGAAGAAAUCACGUUCCGGCACGCUCUACCUGAAGGUAUCCGUUCAGGGAUACUAUUUCCAAUCGACGAAAACAUCUCCGGUCAAUGUGGUGCCCUACACACUGGUGACACUGGUGCAGACGGACAAGUCCAAGUACAAGGCUGGCCAGGAGGUGCUGUUCCGCGUGGUGACGCUGAAGAGCGAUCUUACCGCCCAGGAGGAGACGGUCGAUCAGAUCUACAUCACAACUCCCGCCGGCACCCGGCUGGCGCAAUGGAACCAGAAAACCACCAGCUCGGGCAUCAUAGCCCUGUCAUUUAAACUGACACAGGAGCCACCUCUGGGCAUGUGGACGAUACACGUGAAGCGUGGAGAUCGUAUCACAAAGCAGACAUUUGAAGUGGACGAGUUUGUCCUGCCUCGGUUCGAAGUCACCGUCACUGGACCCAAGUUUAUUGUCCGAGAUGCCAACACUGUUACUCUCAAAGUUUGUGCCAAGUACACCUUUGGAGAGCCAGUUUCGUCGGCCGACGUUGUGCUGUUGGCCAAACGCACAGUUCCUUCCUACUUCUACUCACGAAACAGAUACGGAGAGCUGGACCGACGAGGAGAGACGCCAUCUAACAUAACGCUAGAGGACACGAGUGACUCGAAGGGCUGCGCAGAAUUUGACGUUCUUUUGUCGAAAAUCGGAGUCGGCAGAACAUUCAGAAACCGCGGAAUCUACGUAAACCAGGUGAUUAUCCAGGCCAACGUGACGGAGGCGGGCACGGGCCUGGUGCUGGGCUCCGACCUUGUCAUACCCAUCCAGACACCGCGCAUCAGCGUCGAAAUCGACGAGCGGCCCGGCACCAAGUUCAUCAAGCCCGGUCUGGAAUACAUUGGAUUUGUCACAGUGAAGGGAGCGGAUGGCGACCCGCUCUCCGAUGAGACCCUGCAAGUUUGUCACACGGAGUCCUUCAUUGACCAAGGAGCGAUCAAGCCGAUCAAAAAGUCGGAAAAUCCGUUUAUAGCAUACCCGUCUUACCAGACAGCCAGCAGAGGAGUCAAGCUGGUGAACAAGGACUUCAACAAGCUUCCAAUCAUUUAUCCUGCAAUACCAUCCAAGACAGACCAAGAAUCAUGCAAUGAGUACAAGAGCAACAAGGACGGUCGCAUUCGGUUCCGCAUUGCGCCCCAGUCUGCCGGUAUCAUCUCCAGCAACGUCAAUGUGCGGACUCGUCGGUCCGGCCUGUCCGGGAGCGACUACGUGUCGCUCAAGGGAUGGUUCUCUCUGACCGACUCGUACAUUUCGAUCGUGCCCGUGAGGGACCCAUACGGUCUGAAGUGUGAGGGUAGCCUCCGACUCACCGUUAAGUCGAACAUCAAAGUGCCGCAAAUGACGUAUUUGGUCAUGACCCGAGGUCAGAUUCAUACCUCUGGUAAGGUGGCACGCGACGGAUCCAUCGAAAUCAAGCUGAAUUUCAGAGUGUCGCCUUCUUUCAAAGUGCUCGUCUACUACGUCAACGGCCUGGGUGAAACAAUCGCCGAUUCAAAGACGUACAGCGUCGCUAACUGCUUCCAAAACCAAGUGAAGGUAUCCUGGGACCAGGAGAAGGUCGAGCCGGGCGAUCCGGCAGUGCUCACCAUUCGGGGAGCGCGCAACUCGCUCUGCGGCAUCUCCGUUGUCGAUCGCAGCGUCGAAUUGCUCAGCGACAAGAACAAACUAACUGCUAAGAAGGUGUUCGAGAAGCUGCAAAAAUUCGUCAUCGGCGAGUACCAGUAUCCUAGGCUUGUAGAAUCUGAUUCUAGCUAUUGUAAGCGGAAACCACGACAUGCAAGGCCAGGCCAUGGAGAUAUCUUUGGCUUCCCUAACGAGUUCCAGUUGGAAGACGGAAUCGCCGACAGGGAACGAGUGCCCCCCUCAAACAGCCGUAAUGCUAGACGCAUACGGCCAAUACCACGACCAACCCCCGACGGUUACUGGUACAGAACACGGCAAGAUGACUCCAUCAAGGCCUUCGAGGUGGCUGGCUACCUUGUGUUCUCAAACUUUGUGCUGGAGUCGCGACCCUGCGAGAGAAACAACCGGUCUUCGCCUGUCUAUUACCCGCGGAGAACGUUCAGAACUGGCAAUGUGGCGUUUGCGAUGGAGGGAGGUGCCGCAGCGUCUCUUGUGCCUGUGUCCACUGCGGCACAAGGCUCCAUCGCAACUACUGCGGAAGACUCGGCGGCCCCGGAGCCGGCCGCGGAGACGGCCGUGGAGCCGGUCGCGGAGACGGCCGUGCGCUCUCUCUUCCCGCCGACGUUCCUGUUUCAGCUGGAGAAACUCGGGGGCUCGGGCCGUAAGGAUAUCAGCACCACCAUGCCGGACACCAUUACCAGCUGGGUGGCGUCGGCCUUCUGCAGCGGACUUCGUAGCGGCUUUGGCCUGUCUGAUACGGCAACUAUCGUCACAUUCAAGCCGUUCUUCGCUCAGAUCCAAGUACCGUACUCGGUGAAACGCGGCGAGCUGCUGCGUCUCAAAGUCUCCGUCUUCAACUUCCUGAGCUCAGACCUGUCGGUGGCGGUGGUGCUGGCUUCGUCGACAGACUUUAGUGUGGCGUCGGGGGGAAGCGGCAGCCAAACCGUUUGCGUUCGCGCCUCCAAGCCCUCAGUGGUGGAGUUCCCGCUCGAAUUCAGCACUCUCGGCAAGGUUAACAUCACCGUAUCGGCCAGGACGAGUGGCUCAGCCUGUGGCUCUUCCAACCAGGUCCAGGCCAGUGAUGCACUCGUACGCAGCCUUAUCGUCAAGCCGGAGGGAUUCCCACAGGAGGAGGUCAACACUGCCUUUAUCUGUAAGGAGGACAGCACGUCUCCGCCAAAGGAGGAGACGUUCGAGCUGGCCCUACCCAACCAAUUGGUACCCGACUCUCAGCGCGCAUGGGUCAACAUCGUGGGCGACCUGAUAGCUCCUUCUGCAGAGAACCUGGAGCGUCUGGUGCGAGUGCCCACCGGCUGCGGCGAACAGAACAUGAUCGGUUUCGUGCCCAACAUCCUGGUGCGCCGCUACCUGGAAGAGGUGAAGCUGCUGACGGACAGCCUGAAGGACCGCACCACGGCCAACAUGCGGACAGGGUACCAGCGUCAGCUGCGCUACCGGCGCCGCGAGGGCUCCUACUCGGCGUUCCCGGAGCGCUCGCCGCCGCGCUACAAGGGCUCCCUGUGGCUGACGGCCUACGUGGUUCGUUCCUACAUGGCCGCCAGCAAGUACAUCGCCAUCGACAAAAACGACGUCUCCAUCAGCACAUCCUGGAUUGUCAAGCUACAGGAGAGCAACGGCGCGUUCAAAAGUUACGGCAACCUCUUCCACAAGGAGAUGCGCGGCGGCGUGGGUAACGGCGCCGUGGAGGCGAUGACGGCCUACGUGCUGCUGACGCUGCUGGAGGCCAAUGACCAGCCGGCGGCCGCCAAAAAGGCCGUGGACUUCCUGCUGGCCUCCAGCACAUACAGCACCCUGUACGCCGAGAUCCUGGUGGCGCACGCGCUGGUGAUGGCCGGGAAGACGUCCGAAGGCAGCAGUCGGGUGCAGACGCUCCUGACCAAGGGCACUCGCCGCGGCGGACAGCUGUACUGGAAGGGAGACCGCACCAGCAAGUACGGCGGCAGCCGCGCGGUGGACAUCGAGAUGACAUCGUACAUGGCGAUGACGCUGCUCAAACUGGGCGGCUCGUCGAACCUGGGCGAGGCCGCGCUGGCCGUGAAGUGGAUCAGCGCCCAGCGCAACAGCCAGGGCGGCUUCGUGUCCACCCAGGACACGGUGGUAGCGCUGACGGCACUCACCGAGUUCGCUAUCGCCACCUACUCGGAGAGCACGGCCGUCGACGUACUGGUCACGGCCUCGCCCAGCUACCGGUACAGCGUGCAGAUCACGGCCGAAAACCGGCUGCUGACACGCCAGGACUGGCUGCCGCAGCCGCUCGCGCUGCCUAAGAAGGUGACGUUCUCGGUCAAUGGACUGGGCUGCGCCGUCGUCCAGUCGGUGUUCCGCUAUAACACCAAGGUGGCCUUCCCCGACCCCAAGUUUAACCUGAAGGCCGUCAUCACCAAGGUGAAGAGUUCCUGCUCGUUCACGCUCAACAUCUGCACCAGCUUCAAGGAGCCCAACACAGAGAGCAACAUGGCCAUUGUCGAAAUCGAGAUGCUCUCUGGAUUCGUCACCAUUGACAGCAGUCUGAGAAAACUGGAAAAUGACAAGGUUAUUGAGCGCUGGGAAUUCAACGAAGGCAAGGCCAGCCUCUACUUUGAAGAGUUCACUGAUAAGGAGGUCUGCUUCGACGUGCGCUUCAUCCGCGCUCUCGAGGUCGAAAAGCUGAAGCCGGCCGUUCUCCGAGUAUACGACUAUUACGCCCAUGAGGACAGAUUUGAAGUGACAUAUGGCCCGCCUGAAUGUCCGUGAUAAAACAUGAUGCGGAAAGAACAGAUCCCGGCAACGACGGAUACGACGGUUGGAUUUGACGAAAUCAAGCAUCUUUGGUGUGAUAAGGUUAUUUACUGUUGGAUAAUGUGCAUUUACGGAAUAAGCGCCUGGGGUCGUGUAGUUGUGUUUCCUGUA